AUGGAUACAUUUGAGAUCUUUACAAGUUCAGCGGAGGAGACUAAACAGAUUGUAUCAGAUUUACAACAGACUGGAUGUUGUACACGAUGUAUCCUACGGCUUCUUGGGGAGUUACGCUCACUAACUUACAGGUCCUCACUUGAGGAAAUUGAAAGAGCCCUUCUUCCAGAAGACCAGCAGUCAUCUGUGACAACAAACCAAUGUCCCUGUCCAGGAUGUCUAGGCAUUCUACAGAAGUUUGCAGAGCAGCCUUUCUUGAACACAAUUGUGAAGAAAGUACGUGAAGAUGGCUACCAGUUUUCAGCCCACCAGUGCUCGCUGAUUCUACCAGUGUCUCUUGCUAUACGGCAGAAGGCUUUGCUUCUUUAUCUGCAGAAGAAGUACCCUGAUGUCUAUAAGGGGAAAGAGGGUUCCAUUGCCUCAGUGAAAGAUGUAUGGAAAUGGAGCUGUGGUCACAGAAUGGCAAGUCUGCUGAAUGCCAAGUUUCAAAACAGGAGUGAGUUUGACAUUUUGAUGACAUUCAGUUACAAAGACUCUGACAGAGAAUGUGCAUUUCUUUUAGAUGUCUUCCCAGAAACUUUCAAAAAGAGAAAACAGAGAAAGUUUGGCUUUGAGACUUUCACAAGAUCGAAUGUCAUGGCCUCCUUACAGCAAAUGGAUGGUUCUAAGUUUGAGGACUGUUCCAGUUGCCCACCACCUAUCCCUACAGAAGAUUGCAGCGUGGACAUUUCCUGCAGUCAUAAUGCUGUAUUUAUUGCAGGCAGAUACCAAAAGUACAGCAGAGAACUGAGCCAGACACCGUGGGUUGUUGAUGGGAAAAGGAUCAUGGAGGGAUCUGUACAGGAGCUGAUUUGUGAGCACAUUGUGAACACAUUCAAGCCCACAGAGCAUCGUUUCUCCUCAUCGGGACGGGAAGAUGUGGACGUGAGAAUGCUGGGAAUUGGUCGGCCAUUUGUCGUGGAGCUAAUAAACCCCCACUGUGUCACAUUUUCUAGACAAGAUAUCGCAGAUUUGCAGGAGAGAAUCAACACAGUGUCGAAGUAUGUUCAGGUCAGAGAUCUGCAGAUAGUUUCAAGGGAAGAAAUUGCCAAGCUAAAGGAAGGUGAGAUUGACAAGACCAAAACCUACAGUGCCUUAUGUUGGUGUGACAGGGAGCUGACACUAGCAGAUAUUGAGAUGCUAGCUGCCAUCAAGGAUCUGAGACUGCAACAGAAGACACCAUUGAGAGUGCUACACAGAAGGACAGCAGCAACACGAGAGAGGACUAUACAUUCUUUAAAAGCAACAAAAGAAGCCAAUAACAGAUUUAAAAUAUUGAUGAGCACACAGGCAGGAACGUAUAUCAAGGAAUUUGUGCAUGGAGAUUUUGGCCGGACAUACCCGAACAUGAGUGACCUUCUGAAAGCAGAGUGUGACAUCAUUGAUCUGGAUGUUGAGUCUGUGGACGUGGACUGGCCAGUUUUUAUUGACCCUCUGCCACAGGCCAGUGAAACAGUGGACUCUGAACGUUCUUGCAACAGUGCUGAAGACUGUCAGAUCAAAGAUGCUGGUGUCAUGUUCUGA
Molecule: messenger RNA, 1563 nt
Organism: Candidula unifasciata
Lineage: Eukaryota; Metazoa; Mollusca; Gastropoda; Stylommatophora; Geomitridae
Source: the annotation of a GenBank genome assembly